AAGAAUUGAUUUGGUGAUUAAAUAAUGUUCUGAAUUGAGUAAAACAGUUUAUUUAGACACAUGUGGCAUUAGCUAGAUGGAUUUAUAACAUGUUUAUUACAAUAUAGUAACACGUUUAUUACGAUAUAAUGACUAUUUGAAGGCCGACUGGCUCUGCGUGUGCUGUAUCUGCUGACUGUGGAGUAGCUCGCUCUAGUUGAGACUCUUAGCGAGCUCAGGUCUGGAUUUCUGAUCAACAUGGCUGCUUUGCUCCUCCCUCCGUCUCUGUUCUCCUCGUCCCGUCAGAGAGGCUUCUGUGUCUGAGCCACUCUCUCGUCCUCCACGGACCGCCAGCGUCACACACAUGUCCUCGGCCAUGGCCCCGGUCAAACCCUCCGGCACCGCCGGCCCCAAAGAGGUGGAGCUGAUCCUGGUGAAGGAGCAGAAUGGGGUGCAGUUCACCUCCUCAGCUCUGGUCAGUCCCAGCGGUCAGACACACCCCUCCGGAGAGGAGCGCGAGACCUGGGGCAAGAAGAUCGACUUCCUCCUGUCCGUCAUCGGCUUCGCUGUGGACCUCGCCAACGUCUGGAGGUUCCCUUACCUGUGCUACAAGAACGGUGGAGGUGCGUUCCUGGUGCCGUACCUCUUCUUCAUGGUGAUCGCUGGGAUGCCGCUCUUCUAUAUGGAGUUAGCUCUUGGUCAGUACAACCGUGAAGGAGCAGCAGGAGUCUGGAAGAUCUGCCCCAUCUUCAAAGGCGUGGGCUUCACGGUGAUCCUGAUCUCGCUGUACGUGGGCUUCUACUAUAACGUGAUCAUCGCCUGGGCUCUCUUCUACCUGUUCUCCUCCUUCUCCGGGGAGCUGCCCUGGAUCCACUGCAACAACACCUGGAACAGUCCCAACUGCUCUGACCUCAACUCCACGCUGCUCAACGACACGUACAAGACCACGCCGGCGCUCGAGUACUUCGAGCGAGGCGUGCUGCAUCUCCACGAGAGCUCCGGCAUCGAUGACCUGGGUCUGCCGCGCUGGCAGCUCACCUCCUGCCUGGCCGUGGUCAUCGUGGUGCUCUACUUCAGUCUGUGGAAGGGAGUCAAGACCUCAGGGAAGGUGGUGUGGAUCACAGCCACGAUGCCCUAUGUCGUCCUGACCGUCCUGCUGUUGCGCGGCAUCACACUGCCUGGAGCCAUCGAUGGCAUUAAAGCCUACCUGAGCGUGGAUUUCCUGCGCCUGUGUGAUGCUCAGGUCUGGAUCGAGGCCGCCACGCAGAUCUGCUUUUCUCUGGGAGUGGGGUUUGGUGUGCUAAUCGCCUUCUCCAGCUACAACAAAUUCAGCAACAACUGCUACAGAGACGCCAUCAUCACCAGCUCCAUCAACUCUCUGACCAGCUUCUUCUCUGGCUUCGUCAUUUUCUCCUUCUUGGGUUACAUGUCACACAAACACAACGUGGCUCUAGAUAAAGUCGCCACAGACGGUCCUGGUCUGGUGUUCAUUAUUUACCCAGAAGCCAUUGCUACACUGCCAGGUUCAUCAGUGUGGGCUGUGAUCUUCUUCAUCAUGCUGCUGACUCUGGGAAUCGACAGCGCUAUGGGAGGGAUGGAGUCUGUGAUCACAGGACUCACCGAUGAAUUCAAGUUCCUGCACAAACAUCGAGAGCUCUUCACGCUCUUCAUCGUGGUCUUCACAUUCCUCAUCUCUCUCAUCUGUGUCACGAACGGAGGCAUCUAUGUGUUCACACUGUUGGACCACUUUGCCGCCGGGACAUCGAUUCUGUUUGGAGUGCUGAUUGAAGCCAUCGGCAUCUCCUGGUUCUACGGUGUGGAUCGCUUCAGUGAUGAUAUCCAGGAGAUGAUCGGACAGAGACCGGGCCUCUACUGGAGACUGUGCUGGAAGUUUGUCAGUCCGUGUUUCCUCCUGUUCAUGGUUGUUGUGAGUUUUGCGACGUUCAAUCCUCCCAAGUACGGCUCAUAUUAUUUCCCGGCGUGGGCGACGAUGCUGGGCUGGUGUCUGUCCAUCUCCUCCAUGAUCAUGGUGCCGCUCUACGCCUUCUACAAGUUCUGCUCUCUGCCCGGAAGCUUCUGUGACAAACUAGCGUACGCCAUCACUCCAGAGACGGAGCAUCACCUGGUGGAGCGCGGAGAAGUGCGGCAGUUCACGCUUCAUCACUGGCUGGUGGUUUGAGGUGAUGAAGAUGAUGAUGACGGCACACGAGGACUGGAGUUGUUUCUUUCUUGCGUCAUCGGACAUGGCUGUUUGGUGACAGUGUGUCAGGAUCAGUUUCACUAUACGAUGACUGUUAUGAUGCUUGAUGUUGUCCAACUGACUGUUUGUUUGUUUAUAAUAUCUUUUCAACUGAGCCUUAUUGAUAAAUGUGACUGAAGUGUCAAAAACUGUACAAAAGACAUAUUAAGCAACACUAAAGUUUAGAGACGUGUAAAUAGUGCUACUGCAAAAAAACAAGAAAUAAAUCUAUCCUCUUUGUGUUUGAGAAGUGGAAAUGUGUUUAUGACUGAACAAGUUCAGCUGAUCACAACAAAGCUGUCUGAGUUUCACGCUUGCUUAUAUGAGCAGAAGAGAUCUCUUCAUCCAAGACUUUAGAUCGCAAUAAGGCUUAACCGUUGGUCACUCCGUGUUUGCAGAACUGCAGAAAUCAGUCUGUGGGCAUUAUAUUGUGAGCUCUUAGCCUUUAGUCCAUGCAGUG
This is a messenger RNA of Cyprinus carpio (common carp), 2678 nucleotides long. RefSeq names its product sodium-dependent dopamine transporter. NCBI's taxonomy places the organism in Eukaryota, Metazoa, Chordata, Actinopteri, Cypriniformes, Cyprinidae. Gene Ontology annotation, biological process: dopamine uptake involved in synaptic transmission; sodium ion transmembrane transport. Gene Ontology annotation, molecular function: norepinephrine:sodium symporter activity; dopamine:sodium symporter activity. The record is from RefSeq and is a predicted model, not a curated record. Gene Ontology annotation, cellular component: neuronal cell body membrane; neuron projection; presynaptic membrane.